AUGAUCGAAGCGGUGGGGUAUGGUGCCUCAGUUGAUCGGUUGCAACCCCACAAUGCAAAGAAACCAGAGAUGCACAAUGCCCCUACUGAUGCUUGGCAUGCGACCUAUAACCUCCAUGGUAUGACCUGCAGUUCGUGUGUGGGUCACAUCACGCGGGCUGUCCAGGCGCUUGAUUUCAUCAACAAGGUGGAGAUCAGCCUUCUCAGCCAUAUCGCGUCCGUCAUUUUCUUGGGCAGGGACAAUGUCAGCGCAAUCUCCCAGGCCAUCGAAGACGCAGGUUAUGGCGCAGCCUUAGAUAUCGAUCCGCAUCAGCGGGCUGCACUGCGAGCAGUGCCCAAAGCGCAUCGAAAGUGCCAUCAGCGAGCUGGGAUGGGUGACUCUCGGGACCGCACCUUCUUUAAGUGA
Molecule: messenger RNA, 405 nt
Organism: Cyphellophora europaea CBS 101466
Lineage: Eukaryota; Fungi; Ascomycota; Eurotiomycetes; Chaetothyriales; Cyphellophoraceae
Exons: 2
Coding region: 1-405 (134 amino acids)
Molecular function (GO): metal ion binding
Source: RefSeq, a predicted model, not a curated record